Messenger RNA from Trichosurus vulpecula (common brushtail), 3057 nucleotides. It is a transcript of the gene EIF2B5, whose product is annotated as eukaryotic translation initiation factor 2B subunit epsilon. NCBI's taxonomy places the organism in Eukaryota, Metazoa, Chordata, Mammalia, Diprotodontia, Phalangeridae. Gene Ontology annotation, molecular function: translation initiation factor binding; translation initiation factor activity; guanyl-nucleotide exchange factor activity. The record is from RefSeq and is a predicted model, not a curated record. Gene Ontology annotation, cellular component: eukaryotic translation initiation factor 2B complex. The transcript is spliced from 16 exons. Bases 127 to 2295 code for a protein of 722 amino acids.
CCCACUCGCUAGCACACGCGCUCGGCCUUCGGUAUCGCUGCGCGCUCGUCCUCUCGGCUCUUUUUUGUCCCUUCUGGGUUGCGGUGGAAGCGACCGGUCUCGCGGAAGCGGCAACAGUUGGCGAAGAUGGCGGCUACGGCGGCAGCCUCCCGGGGAGGCAAGCGGGGCGGCGGUGGCGGCGGACCGGGCGGCGGCGGGUCGGCGGGCCGGGGAGCCGAGGAGGAGGCGCCGCCUCCCCUGCAGGCCGUGCUGGUAGCGGACAGCUUCAACCGCCGCUUCUUUCCCAUCUCCAAGGACCGGCCCCGGGCCCUCCUGCCCUUGGCCAAUGUGGCCCUGAUCGACUACACUCUGGAGUUUCUGACUGCCACAGGGGUGCAGGAAACAUUUGUCUUCUGCUGCUGGAAGGCCCCCCAGAUCAAAGAGCACAUAAAGAAAUCCAAGUGGUGCCUGCCAACGUCACCCAACGUGGUUCGCAUCGUGACCUCAGAGACGUACCGUUCCCUGGGGGAUGUGCUCCGAGAUGUGGAUGCCAAAGCCUUGGUGCGCUCGGACUUCCUGCUCGUCUAUGGGGAUGUCAUCUCUAAUAUUAACAUCACCCAUGCCCUGGAGGAGCACAGAUUGCGGAGGAAACGAGAGAAGAAUGUGUCUGUGAUGACAAUGAUCUUCAAGGAGUCCUCCCCCAGCCACCCGACCCGAUGUCCCGAGGACAACAUCGUGGUGGCCAUGGACAGCGCCACCCACCGGGUUCUCCACUACCAGAAGACUCAUGGGCUCCGGCGUUUCUCUUUUCCCCUGAGCCUGUUCCAGGGUAGUGGAGAAGGAGUGGACAUUCGCUACGACUUGUUGGACUGUCACAUCAGCAUCUGCUCCCCUCAGGUGGCUGAACUCUUCACUGACAACUUUGACUACCAAACCCGGGAUGACUUUGUGCGAGGCCUGUUGGUGAAUGAGGAGGUCCUGGGAAACCAUAUUCACAUGCAUGUCACAACCCGAGAGUAUGGAGCCCGUGUUUCCAACCUGCGCAUGUAUGAGGCAGUGUGUGCUGACAUCGUUCGCCGCUGGGUCUAUCCCCUCACCCCAGAGAUGAACUUUACCGACAGCCCGGCCCAGAGCUGUACUCAUUCCCGACAUAACAUCUACCGGGGGCCAGAGGUGAGCCUGGGCCAUGGCAGCGUCCUGGAGGAGAACGUGCUCCUGGGUGCCGGCACAGUCAUCGGCAGCAACUGCUCCAUCAGGAACAGUGUCAUUGGCCCUGGCUGCCACAUCGGUGACAACGUCUUACUGGACCGGGCCUACUUGUGGCAAGGCGUUCGGGUGGCCAGUGGGGCACAGAUUCAUCAGUCUCUCCUGUGCGAUCAUUCUGAGGUCAAGGAACGGGUCACUCUGAAGCCACGCUGUGUCCUUACUUCCCAGGUGGUGGUGGGCCCAGACCUUGAGCUGCCUGAGGGCUCAGUCAUCUCUCUGCACCCUCCCGAUGAGGAGGAGGACGACGAUGACGGCCAGUUCAGCGACGACUCUGGAGCAGACAGAAAAGAGAGAGUGAAGUCGACAGGUUAUAACCCGUCUGAUGUGGGUACUGCAGGACAGGGCUACCUCUGGAGAGCGGCGGGCACACGCCCCAAGGAGGAAGAAGACGAUGAAGAGGAGGAGCUGCGGCAGAGUCUGUGGGGACUCACAAUCAACGAGGCUGAAGAAAGCGAAAGUGACAGUGAGCAGAGUCUGGGCUCCCAGGAGCUGGACAGCCGAGCAGGCUCCCCACAGCUGGAUGACAUUAAAGUGUUUCAGAAUGAAGUGGCAGGGACACUACAGCGGGGCCAAGAGGAGAACAUCUCCUGUGACAACCUGGUCCUGGAAAUUAACUCCCUGAAGUAUGCUUACAACAUCAGUCUCAAGGAAGUGAUGCAGGUGCUCAGCCAAGUGGUCCUGGAGUUCCCCCUGGAGCAGCUCAACUCCCAGCUGGACCCCAACUGCUACUUUGGCCUCCUAUUACCUCUGCUCCGGGCCUGGAGCCCUGUGUUGAAGAACUACAUCAAACGCACAAGUGACCAUCUGCAGGCCCUGACGGCCAUCGAGGACUUCUUCCUGGAACACGAAAGCCUGGUUACCUCCCUAGCCAAGGUGCUGAUGACAUUCUAUGAGCUGGACAUCUUGGCUGAGGAGACCAUUCUACAGUGGUUCCAUCAGAGGGACGUGCCUGACAGGGGCAAACAACUCCGAAAGAACCAGCGGCUACAGAAUUUCAUCCAGUGGCUCAAGGAGGCAGAAGAGGAGUCUUCGGAAGAUGAACGAGCCUGAGGCUCUGCUGGGGCUGCCCCGUGCAUGUGGGAAAGGGCAUGUGUGGAUGAGGAAGCCCAGACAUGAGCUGCCACCCUGUGGGCUGGGAUUCAGGGUACUUCCCUCCCAGUCAGAAGCCCCAGGGCCCCUAUCAGCAACGGGGUCUAGGGCAUAGGGAAGAGGUGACAGCCUGCAAGGAAGAAACAUCUGCCCAAGGACAAAGUUCCCAAGUCCGGGGGUUGGCUCUGUGUCAGAGCAUCUCAGCCCCAGGAGGAUGUUUUUCUGAAGACCACAGGCUCACCUUUGCUCGCCUGACCUCCCUUGGGGGAUGGCAGUGAGUGACUGGGGGCCCUCUGCUGCUUGUAUUGACAAUUUGAAAAAAAGUAUGUUUUGUUUCUGCCCUGCUCUGCCUUAACUGGCUCUUGAGGUGUGGGGUAUGGAGGCAGCCCCCCUGGGUAGCAGAGCCACCAGGGGGAGCAAGGGGGUGGUGAUGGGGCUGGCUGUGGGCCUGGCGAGAAGCCUCUUUCCAACCCCGGAGCGGGCUCGAAGCCUGGGCAGGGCCAGACAGAGGAAGUGACACUUGUGGCUUUCUUGCCAGGUGGUCCUGUGUGAGACACCUUGUACUGCCAUUGUUACAGCCUGCUGGGCCUCGUCGGGCAGUGUCCAGUCAGGGGGGUGAUGGGUUAGCAUGGCUCGGCUCCCGAAGCAGCCAGCUGUGGGGUUCUAAGGAGAGGCCUCUCCUGCCUCUCACAACCAGGAAACAAAUAAAUGUUGGCUGUUCCA